Oncorhynchus gorbuscha (pink salmon) is the source of this 5385-nucleotide messenger RNA. Its product is annotated as cadherin-22-like. Gene Ontology annotation, biological process: cell-cell junction assembly; multicellular organism development; calcium-dependent cell-cell adhesion. The coding region runs from base 1582 to 4059 and encodes 825 amino acids. The transcript has 14 exons. Gene Ontology annotation, cellular component: catenin complex; adherens junction; plasma membrane. Lineage: Eukaryota; Metazoa; Chordata; Actinopteri; Salmoniformes; Salmonidae. The record is from RefSeq and is a predicted model, not a curated record. Gene Ontology annotation, molecular function: calcium ion binding; cadherin binding.
CGUUGCUGCUUCUGCUGCUGCUGCUCAAAGAGGAUCAUACAUUUGGGAAAAAACGAUAGACAGGACCAGUCUCUCCAACUUGCUACCCGAGUCUUUGACAUUCUCCCACGUAAAAAGGUCUGUGGGGCAGAUGGAAAGAGUGGAAGAAGGGGUGGAAUAUUGAGAAGGACCAGAAUACCUGAAGAGUAUAUCAUUCUAAAGAAACCAACCAGGUUUUGCCACUACUCUCAGCAUUUUAUGGGGGUCCUCUCACUGCCUGAAUCAUCCAGAAGAAUAAUGGACAAAAUAAGAUCUGAGCCAAUGGAGUCUCCUGAAGGAUGCUGUUCUCUAAUACUGGAAUGAAGUGACAAGAGAUGGCAGCUGGACCAUACACACAACCUUAGGAUCCUGGAUCUGGAGAGAACCUUUUGAUCUGAGGACCCGAGUAUCAGAAUGAUCCACUUUUCUUUGAAAUCCAUUGCUAAUGAGUUCAAAAAUAGAGAACAAAGAUAUUGAGAAAGAUAACCAAGCAUUUUAGUGAGAAUCAGUUCCAAUAGUUUGGAGAUAACUUUGGGUAUCUCACUAUGGGUUUCUGUAAGAUUUGAACCUUGUCAUACCAGGUAAAACCCACAUUGUCCUUGACAAUUAUACAAAUGCCAUUUCAAUGGUUAUCGGUCCCAUGAUCUUCUCAAAGGACCCCUAUCCAUUAAAUGAUUUCCCAAAUUAAUGUAUUAUUAAUGUAUUGGAAUCAAGUAAAUUACCACGUAUGGAUUGAAAGUGUCAAUUGUAAUUCUCAGGGAGUUAAAAAAAAAUCAUUGUCAGGCCCACUCCCUUCACCACAAUACUUGUGGUAAAGAUUGAAAGAUUGAAGCUGCCUUAGAACAUAUGGGAAAGUUUGUCUUGGAAAUCUUGAAUGCAGUUUUCACUUGCACAGUAACAAAACCCAUGUUACCCGAAUGAAUUUGAUACCAGUGUAGACGGACAGGUGAGAUAAGUCAGGGAAAAACCCGAUGGAGAAGAUUACAUGGGAAAGAUAAGGCCGGUUCAAAAUGACUUGCCAAGUUUCUUCUGCACAGAGAAAAAGCCUUCUGUAGCCUGUCCAAAGUCAUGAUGUGCCAUGGCAUGCCCUGCGUCCUGAGUUGGAACUAUUUACGACAAUAGAACUAUUUACGACAAUAUAACUAUUUACGACAAUAGAACUAUUUACGACAAUAGAACUAUUUAAGACAAUAGAACUAUUUACGACAAUAGAACUAUUUAAGACAAUAUAACUAUUUACGACAAUAAAACUAUUUAAGACAAUAGAACUAUUUACGACAAUAGAACUAUUUAAGACAAUAGAACUAUUUACGACAAUAGAACUAUUUACGACAAUAGAACUAUUUAAGACAAUAGAACUAUUUACGACAAUAGAACUAUUUAAGACAAUAGAACUAUUUACGACAAUAGAAUACUUAAGAAUAUUGUGGAUUAAUCAAGUGUCCUAGAACAGAGAUUUUGGUUGGCCUCUGGCUUUCAUUUCUUCAACAUUGCCGGUUUGAGGACUCUUUUCACCUCUUUGGAAAUCCCCGUCACAUGUAGAGCCAAGCAGGAUUUUCCAAAAUGGCUCCCUCUUGGAGACUAGGAGCAUGUAGCCUGUUGGCGGCCCUUUGGCUUUUGCAUUGCUGUAGUUGUGGAUGGUCGGAGAGGACUAGUGGCAUGGCCGAGGGAGAAACUAAGGAGCAGGAGCUCAUGUCCCAUGAACGAGUGAAGAGGGGAUGGGUGUGGAACCAGUUCUUUGUGGUGGAGGAGUACACAGGCACAGAACCUCUCUACGUUGGAAAGAUACAAGAUGUCUUAGACUCAGUUAAAGCCACAAUCUGUGAGAUGUGCAUACCACCAAACAGUGGGCCACCAACAAAAAACAUCCACACGGAUUCGGACGAGGGCGAGGGGAACAUCAAGUACACCAUCUCCGGGGAAGGAGCGGGCACUAUCUUCAUCAUCGACGAGCUGACAGGCGACAUCCACGCCACCGAGCGAUUGGACCGUGAGGAGCAGAGCUACUACACCCUCAGAGCUCAGGCCCGGGACCGACUCACCAACCACCUUCUGGAAUCCGAGUCAGAGUUCGUCAUCAAGGUCCAGGAUAUCAACGACAGUGAACCCAAGUUCCUGGAAGGGCCAUAUAUUGGGAGUGUGGCGGAGCUUUCACAAAUGGGAACAUCAGUGAUGAAGGUCACUGCAUGGGAUGCAGAUGACCCUACGUACGGAAGCAGUGCCAGGGUGGUGUACAGUGUGCUGGACGGAGAGAGCUUCUUUACCGUGGACAGACAGACUGGACUGAUUCGGACGGCUGUGGCAGAUCUGGACCGGGAGACGCAGGAUCGCUAUGAGCUGGUCGUCAUGGCUACCGAUAUGGCAGGCCAAAUGGGUGGUCUUUCCGGCUCCACCACGGUGACCAUAGUGAUCACAGAUGUUAAUGACAACCCACCACGCUUUCCGCAGAAGAUGUACCAGUUUUCGGUGUCUGAGGGGGCGGCCGUGGGGACACCGGUGGGGAGGGUGAUCGCCACGGAUACGGACAUGGGGGAGAACACGGACAUGAGCUACCUGAUCAAAGACGAGGAGGGCGGGGAACUCUUCAAGGUUACCACUGACGGAGACACACAGGAAGCCGUCAUCACUAUCAAAAAGCCACUGGACUUUGAGAGCAAGCGUACACACAACGUGGUGGUGGAGGCUGUCAACAAGCACGUGGACCCCCGAUUUUUGGAGCUUGGCUCUUUCCGCGACCAGACAAUUGUGCGGGUCAGCGUAACCGACGCGGACGAGCCGCCUGUCUUCCUCCCUGCUGAGGGGGCAAUCAUGGAGGUCCAGGAGGAUGCCAGGCUAGGUGCGCUGGUGGGCACAGCUACAGCCAAGGACCCAGACAAGGAGAACGCACCUGUCAGGUUCUCCAUUGACCGAAGUACAGACCAGGAGCAGAUCUUUCACAUUGAUCCAGUAUCGGGCGCCAUCACCCUGGGCAAAAUUCUGGACCGAGAGACGGCUGGCUGGCACAACAUCACUGUGACAGCAGUGGAAGCAGAUAAUGUAUCCCAGAUAUCCCAUUCAUCAGUGAGCAUUCGUAUCCUGGACGUGAACGAUAACCCUCCUGAACUGGCCAGACCUUACGAGGCGUCCAUCUGUGAGGACGUUAAGCCGGGUCAGCUCAUUCACACCAUCAGCGUGGUGGAUAGGGACGAGCCGCAGUCGGGCCAACGCUUCUCCUUCACCCUGGCUGCGGAGGCCACCAACAACCGCCACUUCACCCUGUGGGAUGUCAAAGACAACACUGUAGGGAUCCGGACCCAGCGCUCGGGCUUCAACCGCCACGAGCAGAACGUCUACCUGCUGCCUAUCCUGGUGGUUGAUACCGGGCCUCCUGCUCUGAGCUCCACGGGCACCCUGACCAUCCACGUGUGUGGCUGCGACCCGGAGGGCGCCAUCCAGUCCUGCAAUGCCACCGCCUACGUCAUUAGCGCCUCACUCAGUCCCGGGGCCCUCAUAGCCCUACUGGUCUGCAUGCUCAUACUCAUAGUCCUGGUGCUGCUAAUCCUAACCCUGAAGCGCCACCGCAAAGGCCAGCGGAUGUCAGAGGACGAGGAGGACAUGCGCGACAACGUCAUCAAGUACAACGACGAGGGAGGCGGCGAGCAGGACACGCAGGCCUACGACAUGAGUGCCCUGCGCAACCUCUAUGACUUCCCCGAGGCCAAGAGUGGAUCUUCUGAGUCAGGCCCUGAUCUGCAUGCACUGCCCCAGUGGAUCCAGGGGCGGGUGAGCGGGGAUGGCGGGGCAGCCGACUUCUCCCUCUUCAAGGGCUACAUCCGCAAGAAGGUGGAGCAGGCGGAUGCCGACCUGUCAGUACCGCCCUACGACUCGUUCCAGACGUACGCCUUUGAAGGCACCAGCUCGCCGGCCCUCUCCCUCAGCUCUAUCCACACCCUGUCCACUACGUCCGAGCAGGAUUUCUCCUACCUCAGUGACUGGGGGCCACGUUUCAGGCAGCUGGCGGGCUACUACGCCCCGGGACAUCCUGAGGAAGAGGGCUCCUAGCAGUGUCCUCAGCCCAAACCUUUGCCUUCUCCUCUGUCCCCAGCACCGUAUCAAGGGAGCCCAGUGUCAACACUGUCCUAUAAAGCCCUCCUCCAUCAUCUCCACAGCACCAGAAUUGAAGCCCAGUUGGUGUGUUGGAAAUCGAUUAGGUCAAAAAAUCUUUCUUGCUUUGAAUCUUUAAGUUUGAAGUUUUUCAAAGCAAAACAUUGUUUUUAAAGGUUUUGUAACUCCAGGGUGAAAGGUGGGCUGAUUCAAUGAGGGAUAAAAGCAGGUGUUAUCCGUUCACUUUUCCCUUAAUUCCAAUAAGGAACAGAGGAGUAUGACGUAAUAAAAUAUAAGUGGGGCACCACAGGUUACAAUACCAUUACCUUUCAAAUUAGUUUCUGGGUAUGUUCUGUCUGGAAUCAAAGACUGGUUUCAUUUUUAGCUGUGUGAGUGGACGCUCUGAGGACAUUCCGAGAAAUAUGAACAUUAUGAAACUCAGCAGGGGGUCAAGUAUUUUUUUUUCAAGACAAGGCAAACUAUCUGAUAUAUGUAUUUAUUUAAGAAAAUAUUUACAGUAUUUAUUCCUUUGUAUUUAUUUAUUUAUUUUGUCCAUAAUCACCGCACCACUUGUAACAAUGAACAUCAGUGAAGAAGGAUACAGAAAGAAGAAAAAAAGGUUUAUUAUGGUGAGAACCUGAGGAGAGAAGAGCUUCUACAGAAGCGCUUAGCAUAGAUAGAACUUUACAUACUGCUUUCACAAAGGUGAUAUUUGGGUCACAGACAACUACAGUAUUGGAAAUAUUUGUAUUUAUUUUUCAGGAACACUUUUGUAAAAUAAACAACUGAAGACAGAGCGCGACAGAAAAUAAAAGAGUGAGAGAACAAAGGAAGAGACAAUUCAGUGCACAGAUUGGUUUUGUGUUGACAUACUUUCACUGUAUUGUGAAGAUUUCUAAGGGGUUAUGAAGGUUGUGGGACAUUAUGUGAUAACCAGGGUUUUUGCUUUUCUUUUUCAGCGCCAUUUAAAAGGCUAUAAGGCACAAUCCACACGAGUGAUCCAGGACUAUAUGAAAUGACUGUUGGUUUCAUGGAGUUGGCUAUAAGCUAACUCUUCCUGAGGAGUUAAUUUUCAUUCCAGUAUUUGUAUGUGUGAGUGUGUAAUAUGCGAACAACUUGUUUUAUAUUCUGAAAGAUUUGAUCGCUUUUGUUCUUUUGGGUCUAUUUUAGAAGAUGGAUGGAUAUGUGAAGGGGUGACAGGUACAGGAAUAAAGGAUGAGGAGAUGGAAGUCCUCUAUCCACCAUCCAGAACCUAUUUAAUGUUGACCUUAAACUUGCAAAUGU